AUGAAAUUGAAUCCACCAAUUGGUUUCAUUCAUCACCAUGGCACAUUCCCAAAAUUUUUGGAGCAACAUUUAAAACCAGACGAAGAAACGGGAGAAUCGAUGCUCUGCCCACCGCAGUGGUUUCGACCGAUCUCAGAAAACCUCCGGCCGCCAAAAAAUCUAUUCAAAGUAGGCCAGAAGGUGGAGGCCAUUGAUCAAAGAAGUUUUAAUGGUAAAACUUCACCUGCUACCAUUGUGGAUGCUACAAAGACCCAAAUACAAAUUCACUUUGAUGGCUGGAAUAAUGGGUAUGACAUCAAGGAGCCAUACACCACGCGAUAUGUUCUGCCAGUAGGAUGGUCACAAGCAAAUGGAGUCGAAAUUUGCCCGCCGAAAUCUGGAGGAAAGAGUGAGUUCUCAUAAAA
Molecule: messenger RNA, 404 nt
Organism: Cylicostephanus goldi
Lineage: Eukaryota; Metazoa; Nematoda; Chromadorea; Rhabditida; Strongylidae
Source: the annotation of a GenBank genome assembly